UCCACUCGUCACACGGCUCACAUAAAAGACAGCCCAUUGUCUUCAGCGGCCGCUGUUUGACUCUCCACGCUUCUGCAGACACCCAUUCACAUUCACAGGGAGAGGAGCCUUACAGACCCAGAGCCAUGAAUCCCAAAGGGGAUAAGCCGAAGUCGAAGAUUUCGGCUUCUCGCAAGCUCUCCCUCAAGAUGCUACUCCUCCAAAGAGCCUGUGACGAUUUGGAGAGGGAGACCCAGGACAGGGAGGAAGAGAAAGUGCGUUAUCUAGGAGAGAAGUUGCCCCCUUUGCAACUGUCUGGAUUGUCAAUGGAUGAGCUACAAAAUCUAUGCAAGCAGCUUCAUGCAAAAAUUGAUACUGUGGAUGAGGAGAGAUAUGACUGUGAAUACAAAGUGGGCAAGCACAACAAAGAUAUCCAUGAGCUGAAGCUGAAGAUACAGGACCUUGGAGGCAAGUUCAAAAAACCUGCCCUGAGGAAGGUGAGGGUGUCAGCCGAUGAGAUGAUGAGAGCUCUCCUGGGCUCCAAACACAAGGGCUCGAUGGACCUCAGAGCUAACCUCAAGUCUGUGAAGAAGGAGGACGUCAAACAAGACAAGGUGCAUACUAAUGAAGUGGGUGACUGGCGUAAGAAUGUGGAGGCCAUGUCAGGCAUGGAGGGCCGCAAGAAGAUGUUCGAUACAGGCGGCGGAGCACAGUGAGCCACUGCAAAGGAUGAAGCUGAUCUAUUAAAAGCAGGGAAAAGGAAACUGUCCAGACAGAAAUAUGGAGUAAUUAUCUGAAUGCUAAUCGACUAAGGAAUUCAGCAUAAGGUCAAAAGCAUGUAUAACCCCCAGUUCAUCAGCUGUGCCUCUAUUUGCUUGAUGGCCAUUUUCUAAGCAAUGACUCAGAGCACUUAAAGUUUAGGAUGAGAUGAGACCCAAUGUUUUUUGUUACCAAAGAUUUUUUUUCGUUUUGUUUUGUUACCACAUCUUUAGGCAGUUAAAGUGGAUAUGAAUAAACAGAUAUUGUUUCAGUC
Xiphias gladius (swordfish) is the source of this 1012-nucleotide messenger RNA. Its product is annotated as troponin I, slow skeletal muscle-like. Gene Ontology annotation, biological process: muscle contraction. NCBI's taxonomy places the organism in Eukaryota, Metazoa, Chordata, Actinopteri, Istiophoriformes, Xiphiidae. Bases 126 to 695 code for a protein of 189 amino acids. Gene Ontology annotation, cellular component: troponin complex. The transcript has 8 exons. The record is from RefSeq and is a predicted model, not a curated record.